GAGGCCCAACCAGGGAGAGGCGGGGCCAAGGCCAGGGCCUGACUAAACCUGGAGACUCCGCUGGCUGAGGGGGCUUCAUCUCAGCUGAGGACCGAAGAGCCGCUGGCGGCCGCGGAUCUUACAGCCGCUCGGUGUUUUUAGAACUUCAACUAUAAAAAUGGGCAGGAUUUUCCUUGAUCAUAUUGGUGGUACCCGUCUGUUUUCCUGUGCAAACUGCGAUACGAUCCUGACCAACCGCUCAGAACUCAUCUCCACUCGAUUCACAGGCGCCACUGGCAGAGCAUUUCUUUUUAACAAGGUAGUUAACCUGCAAUACAGUGAAGUUCAAGACCGGGUCAUGCUCACUGGCCGCCACAUGGUUCGAGAUGUGAGCUGCAAAAACUGCAAUAGCAAACUGGGAUGGAUCUAUGAGUUUGCCACUGAAGACAGCCAGCGUUAUAAGGAAGGCCGUGUGAUCCUAGAACGUGCGCUAGUUCGAGAAAGUGAGGGCUUUGAGGAGCAUGUACCAUCUGAUAACUCUUGAAGAAAAAGAGAUAAAUCCAUCUUUUUCCCAGGUCUUCUUCACUGAAAACAAAAAUCUACUUACAUACACUGUCACCUUAGCAUCAGAGUCGGAUUCAUGAACUGUGGAACAAGAGGUUGUGAGAAUCUAUGAUGGAACCUUUCUUUCCUUCUUUCUUUUUUUUUUUUUUUUUAAUUUUCUAUUUUCCAUCCAACAGCAGUGUGUAGAGAGAAUAUUAUGCGGAUGCCGUUAAUUUUUUUUUCCCCUAUGUUUACAUCUUGAGGCAGAAUAGUCUAUCUGCAGCUACAUGGUGGGCUAUGUGAGGAAAAAUAUCUGGGCUAUUAGAGUGAAAAAGUGUUUUAUGUAAAUUUUGAAAGGAAAAUGUGUCAAGAGCAUGGUUCUUAAAUUUAUUUGGGCUUCAUUUUAAAACUUUUUUUUAAACCCAGUUAUUUCACUUGAUUUGCUAGCUUCAGAGAAGAGAUCCGAAUUUGUGACCAGCGCUAAAGGUUCAGUGUUAGUAUGGCUUGUGCUGGCCAUUGUGCCAUAUUCUUGUUGGAGAUGAACCGUAGCAUCAGAGCCCAUUCUUCCUUGUCAGUCUUGACCCAAAGAUGUCACCAUUCCUAGUUACUUGUCACCACAUAAUUGGUGUUGAUUGGAAACUUUUCCUGAUAUGGGGCAGAACUGCUUGGUUGUCUUUUCCAUGUAACUUAAGCAUAGUAAUAUAAAUAAAGUAAUAGUUGGA
This is a messenger RNA of Balaenoptera ricei (Rice's whale), 1244 nucleotides long. RefSeq names its product yippee like 5 (gene YPEL5). Bases 158 to 523 code for a protein of 121 amino acids. The record is from RefSeq and is a predicted model, not a curated record. The transcript has 3 exons. NCBI's taxonomy places the organism in Eukaryota, Metazoa, Chordata, Mammalia, Artiodactyla, Balaenopteridae.